GCGCAACUUCGUGAGAUGGUUGCUUCACAACCAUCGAAGUGCGAAGCGCUCCCCACGAACCUAGGUUCGUGAAUAGCUGUAAUCUGUAAACAGUUUCGAGUCGGAAACGGAAAGAAAAGUAUAACGCAAUGCGCGUGUCAAAAUAAAACAAGUUAUAUGAUUGACUACGUUCCGCGUCUGUCACCACCGCGGUCACGUAGCUUUUCGUACAGUCUUCUCGUAGGGUUACGCCAAAAACGGUUGGUGUGCGUAUUCUUUACCUCCGCCGAGUAGCGCAAUAUUCUAACACAACACCCACAUUUAGGGGGAGAUAAAUAUCCUUUUAGUAUAUAAUUCAUUUUAGAUAUUUAGGACAAAUUAAACCACACGAGGCAUUAUUGACUUUUUGCGAUCCCAAAUUUUUCUUUUGUUUUAUUGAUAGAAAUAUAUAAAGAUAUUUUCUUUAUUUACUGACUGCCCCAAUUGAUUUUAUAAAAAAAAAAAUCAAACAAGAUACGCUCAUCCAGUCCUUUCCAAAUUACUUUCACUUCAAAUCCGUCCAAAUAUACGAGACAUUAAAUUCAGCAUUGUAAAUAUCAAAUGUUAAAUGUAGGCAAUCUUCGUAAAUGUAGUUUCAAUAAUGAAAUAAAAUAUUCAUUAAAGAGCAACAGCAAUGUUUCCAAUAAUAAUUUUAAAUUAGAAAAAUUAUUUUUAAAAAAUACAAAAUAUAUGGAAAUAAAUUGAUUUCUGUUGAAUCCUGUUUCGUAUUUUCAGAAUAACAUUUAAUUUUAUUUACGGAACUCUCUGAUAUUGAAAACAAAUUAGUGAUUACAACACGUGCAAUAUGCCGACCGACAGCAAACGUAUUUCGGGUCCUGAAACAUCAAAUACUCCUUAUUCAUACUGUAAAAACAUUGAAACACGGGCUUUACUUGAUGAAAACCAAAGAAGAUGGGACUCCAGGCUUUUCAAUCAAAUGCGACCUACAUUUUUACGUGCUGGAGUAGUCAGUCAAGCCAAAGGAUCUGCUUACAUUGAACUGAACAAAACCAAAGUUAUCUGUGCUGUUUAUGGGCCACGGGAAGUUACACGCCGAGAGGAAUUUAGUAUGAAAGGUCAACUGACAUGUGAGUUAAAGUUUGCUACAUUCUCAUGCAAACUUCGCCGACAACAUCAACCUGAUAGUCAAGAAAAAGAUUACUCUAUACAAUUACUUGAGGCACUUGAACCAGCAGUUUGUUUGCAUAAAUUUCCAAAGGCACAAGUGAAUGUAUAUGCAACAGUUCUAGAAAAUGAUGGCAGCAUUCUUGCAGCUGCUAUCACUGCUGCAUCUGUAGCUUUGGCAUAUGCUGGCAUUGAGAUGUAUGAUUUGGUUGUCAGCACUAGUGUACGUAUUUCCAAUAAAUGCAUCUUAUUGGAUCCAAGCAGAGAAGAAGAGUUCAAACCACAAAAAGAAGUGGAUGAAAACAAUGCAAGUCUCACAGUUGCCUAUAUGCCAUCCUUGAAUCAGAUAUCAGCUCUAACUUCCAGUGGUGAAUGUGUGUUGGAAAUGGUAACAAAGGCCAUUAAGCUAUGUAUUGAUAGUUGCCAAAAAAUUUACCCUGUCAUUCAACACUGCCUAAUCAAGUCAAAAGGAUUUGAUCAAUAAAUGUUAUUGAUUUUUUU
Octopus bimaculoides (California two-spot octopus) is the source of this 1644-nucleotide messenger RNA. RefSeq names its product exosome complex component MTR3. Gene Ontology annotation, cellular component: nuclear exosome (RNase complex); nucleolus; cytoplasmic exosome (RNase complex). Lineage: Eukaryota; Metazoa; Mollusca; Cephalopoda; Octopoda; Octopodidae. The record is from RefSeq and is a predicted model, not a curated record. Gene Ontology annotation, molecular function: RNA binding. Gene Ontology annotation, biological process: poly(A)-dependent snoRNA 3'-end processing; rRNA catabolic process; U4 snRNA 3'-end processing.